AUGAUGCAAUCAAGACUCUCAGCUGUUUUCUUUCUCUUGUUGGGUUUGUCAUUUUGUCUGACAAUCCCUAUUCCACUUGAAGAUAGCCAUGAAUUCACAGAGGAAGAUCUUCGGUUUGCAGAGCGCUAUCUCAGGACGCACUAUGAUCUCCGUCCUAAUCCUGCUGGCGUAAUGAGAAAGAGUGCCAAUACAGUAGCAUCUAAACUUCGAGAAAUGCAAGCUUUUUUUGGCCUCAAGGUGACUGGAAAAUUAGAUGAAGAAACAUAUGAGCUGAUGCAGCAACCAAGAUGUGGUGUUCCAGAUGUAGGAGAAUAUAACUUUUUCCCUAGAAAACUGAAGUGGUCAAAAAGCAAUUUGACAUACAGAAUUAUGAAUUAUACUCCAGACCUGAGCCGUGCUGAAGUAGAAAGAGCUUUCAAAAAAGCAUUCAAAGUUUGGUCUGAUGUGACACCACUUAACUUUACUAGAAUAAGGAGUGGAACAGCUGAUAUCAUGAUCUCCUUUGGGACUAAAGAACAUGGUGACUUUUACCCCUUUGAUGGACCUUCUGGCUUGCUGGCUCAUGCUUUCCCUCCUGGUCCAGACUAUGGAGGAGAUGCCCAUUUUGAUGAUGAUGAAACUUGGUCAGAUGAUUCUAAAGGGUAUAACUUGUUUCUUGUUGCUGCCCAUGAAUUUGGUCAUUCACUUGGGCUUGAACACUCCAGAGACCCUGGAGCUCUGAUGUUUCCUAUUUAUACAUAUACUGGAAAAACUGGUUUUGUUCUUCCUGAUGAUGAUGUGCAAGGCAUCCAAGAACUCUAUGGUGCUGGAGACAGAGAUCCAAACCCCAAACAUCCAAAAACACCAGAGAAAUGUGAUGCAGAAUUAUCUCUUGAUGCAAUAACAGAACUUCGUGGAGAAAUGCUGAUCUUCAAAGACAGGUUUUUUUGGCGAUUGCACCCUCAGAUGGUUGAUGCAGAAUUGGUGUUACUUAAAUCAUUUUGGCCAGAGCUUCCAAACAAAAUUGAUGCAACUUAUGAAAACCCCAUCAAAGAUCUUGUGUUUAUGUUCAAGGGAAAGAAAGUCUGGGCUUUGAAUGGCUAUGACAUAAUGGAAGGCUUUCCUAAAAAGAUAUAUGAAAUGGGGUUCCCGAAAGAAAUGAAAAGAAUAGAUGCAGCUGUCCAUGUCAAAGAUACUGGCAAGACUCUCUUUUUUACUGGAAAUAAGUUCUGGAGUUAUGAUGAAGAGAAAGAGGUUAUGGAAACAGGCUACCCCAGACUGAUAGAGGAAGAAUUCCCAGGAAUUGGUGACAGAGUGGAUGCAGUGUAUCAGAGAAAUGGUUAUCUCUACUUUUUCAAUGGCUCGUUGCAGUUUGAGUACAGCAUCUGGGGCGAAAGAAUUGUGCGUGUCCUGCAUACUAAUUCCAUAUUUUGGUGCUAAAUACUCGAGGGCCAUGUUAUAGGCUGUGGAGCAGCUUGUAGUACAUGGAAAUAAUGAUAUGGAAAUAGAUGUUUAUUAAAGGGAAGCAAGGUUCUGUGAAUAAGCACUGGCUACCAAACAUCAAAUGUGUACUGUAUAUAUGGAAAUAUAUAGGUGUAUGUCAGUCUGGAACUGAAUUAACUUAAUAGGAACGGAAAAGAUAAAUGAUUAGCAUUUCAAAGGGCAUUGCACCAUUUAAGGUGCAUUGAGCAUUACAG
Molecule: messenger RNA, 1676 nt
Organism: Tinamus guttatus (white-throated tinamou)
Lineage: Eukaryota; Metazoa; Chordata; Aves; Tinamiformes; Tinamidae
Product: collagenase 3
Biological process (GO): proteolysis; extracellular matrix organization; collagen catabolic process
Cellular component (GO): extracellular matrix
Molecular function (GO): metalloendopeptidase activity; zinc ion binding
Source: RefSeq, a predicted model, not a curated record